CUCACCAUGUUAAAACUGGAACCUGUGAGGUGGUGGCGCUCCAUAGAUGUUGUAAUAAGAACAAGAUAGAAGAAAGGUCACAGACGGUCAAGUGUUCAUGCUUCCCAGGGCAGGUGGCAGGCACCACUCGAGCUGCUCCUUCUUGUGUUGAUGCUUCAAUAGUGGAGCAGAAAUGGUGGUGUCACAUGCAGCCAUGUCUUGAAGGAGAGGAAUGUAAAGUUCUUCCAGAUCGGAAAGGGUGGAGUUGUUCCUCGGGAAAUAAAGUGAAGACGACGAGGGCAAACGUGUAAAACUCUUCAAGUUCCGAAUGGAGAAGUAGAAAGAGGAGGUUUCUGCUGUGCCUGAUGACAAUUUUUGAUUAUUCCACACACAAAAUAACACUCUGGCUCCACGUUAUAGCACUAGUUGUGAUGAAUCCUAGUGUUGGUCGGAUUCUAAGGAAGGGCCAGAAGUUUCGUUGAGUCAAAACCACUCCAGAAAUGUGCUCCUGUCCUGGUUUAUUUCUCACAAAGCA
Molecule: messenger RNA, 514 nt
Organism: Vombatus ursinus (common wombat)
Lineage: Eukaryota; Metazoa; Chordata; Mammalia; Diprotodontia; Vombatidae
Gene: TAFA2
Product: TAFA chemokine like family member 2
Exons: 3
Molecular function (GO): receptor ligand activity
Source: RefSeq, a predicted model, not a curated record